CCUGCAGGAACGGCAUCGGCGUCGUCUGUUGCGGCAACCAGACGACGACGCUCUUCUCGCUCGGCCAGCAAGGACAUCGUCAUCGCGCUGUGCGAGGCAGGCAGACGGAACGUCGCAGCUGUGGUCCAGUUUGCUGUGAUUGUUCCGUUCACGAGUCCCGAUUGGAAAGAAACGCGAGAUCCUGGCGAUGUAUACGUAGUACGUUCGGUGACCGCCUUCUUGUGUGAUCAAAAAAGCGUGUCCCACGGAAUUCGGCCGUCGUCGUCUGCAUGUGGUCUUCGGCGCUGCAAGAUUGGUCGUCCGUUAUCGUCUGCUCCACGACAACCGGCUCCUGUAGUGGUAGAUACCCAACGUGAACUGUAUGCAGUAGAUCCUUGUGAGGCGAACGCAUAUACAAAACAAUGGAUGGUUAUGUUAUUCAUCGGUGUGCGCCGACGGACCCUGCCGUUAUCGGCUGGUGACUUCGCGUGCUGCCUUCGUACGUCUGCGAGACGUCUGCUAGACUGCAACGACAAUCUCGAGCGAGGAUAUACCUAUCACAAAGCCCCCCUCCCGACGUGGGACGUUCGGAUUUCGUCUACCUUAGCGCACGUUCCAGUUUCGACGAACAGUUUCUGAGAACCAGAGGCACAACCCCCAACCUCCCCGUCACUCCCCCUGUAUAGUUUAGGUUUCGAUCAGAACGUUUAGGUACCUCUUUUUUUCCGGCCACGAGGUUCUUGAACGGCUGCUCGCAAUUUAUACGUGUUGUGUAACCUUUAUCGUGUGUAUACUUCAACCGGCACCGUCGUCUGCUGCCAUUGUCGUCUGCGACCGGUUUCGUCUGUAGCUGGUAUCGUCUGUUCAACUAAUCGGCGUCGUCUGCUGCCGGUUUCCCUCUGUAGUUGGUAUCGUCUGUAUAUAACGGACGUCGUCUGCACACCUCAACACUAUCGUCUACUCUGUUUUUUUCGUUUUUUUUUUUUGUUUUUUGGUUUUUGCUUUCGGAAAGAAAGGACAAUAUACAGUACAGAGAAAGCUCCCGACUGUUCUUCUAGAAGAGGCAUAUACAUCAGCCGUAUACUUCGCUGUGAACUGCGCAGUCGUCGUUUUACGACCCCGACCAGUAGUUCGAAUUCUGCGACACGGUGUGCGUCGUUUGACCAGCGAAGACCUCGACACGCUGAUAUCGACGACGAAGUGUCUGCGCGUGUGUGUCUUUUGCGGCAGUGACAAAAACGCCGUCCGUUCUCCCACUCCCCCUGCAGAGUCUGCUGUCUCAGGUGACCGGAGAGCCCCUGGGCGCACAGGUGGACGAGGCCGGCAGGAAAGCGGAGCCAGUGUUGUCGUACCUCGACUGGGCUUCGCAGCCGGCGGCCACCGCCCUCAGGAACGAACUUCAGGCGCUGCGCGACCGCCACUCACAGCUGCAGAAGUCCAUUGAGCAGCAUCUGCAGGGUGUCCGUGAGGAGAGGGCAGCGCAGGCUGCCUUUGAGGAGAAGGUCGCCUCCCUGCGGGAAGGCCUGCUCCAGAUGGAGAGGGACAUUGGCGCAGCCCCCACCUGCGGGGAAGAUGAGGACCAGGUCCAGAAGAACCUUCAGAUGCUCCGCGAGCGGCUCAGCUUCCUUGACCGGGAAGUGCGAGCCACGUCCCGGUCGGCUCACGAGCGCUACAGUGAACGCCGACAGGGCGUGCCGGACGUCGUGGAGCAGGCCCUGGCCUCCGUGGAGCUCCUGUCGGAGAACGUAAUGGCCGCUCUCGAAGGAAAAGAGCGGGAGUUCAAAAAGGCACGCACCGCGCGGGCCGACUACUGCGAGGGCUCCAAGGCCCUGGCUGCAUGGCUCCAAAAGGCGCAGGGAAUCCUGCAACGCAAAGGAGACUCUCCGGAAGUCACCAAGGAGAACCUUGUGGCUCUCAAUGCGGAAUUGCCCGGAGUACGCCGGGAUGCAGACCGCCGUGUCGUCCAGAGCGGCAACCUUGUUGUUGAGUGCCUGGGUGACACGGAACAGGCCAAGUCAGUGCGGGCCACCAUCACGUCUCUCACAGACCAGCUGCAACAGGUGGAGUCGUGGAUCCGGGAGCGUCUCGGCGAGGUGGAAGACGCCCUGGAGGCCUGGGCCCGGUUCCUGCAACUCCACGAAGUGCACAAGACGUGGCUGGACAUGAAAGAGCUGGCAGUGGCCAAGCGGGAGCCACUCAACACGCUGGCAAUGGCAAGGCAGUGCUUGUCCCAAUGCCAGGAGGUGAACCGGGACAUGGCAAGCGGCCAGGGCCAGCUGGCGGAGAUGAGCGGCCUGGUGCAGCGCAUUGGCCGCUCCUGCCACGUGGGGCCACUGCUGGAGAAGCUCGAUGCGGCCGAGGAACGCCAGCGCAACCUCGAGGGUCGUCUUGUCCAGGAGCUGGCUCUGCUCCAGGAGCUGGUUGAAGAGUGGGAACAGUGCGAACGCAAGGCUCGCGACUGCCAGACAUGGUUGGAGCGAGCACGCUCUUCCCUCGAGGCACCUCAACUACGCCGUAAGAGCCUACGUGACCAGCUGGCCUUGCGUGAGAAAAUGCUGGCCGACCUUUCCAGCCAGCAGACCAAGAUGGCCAUGUCGCUGGAGAAACUGCGGGUGCACCUCCGCGUCUGGGCAUCGUACUCGCCCGAAGAGAACGCCAUGGUGGCCACGGUGCAGGAGCUGUCGCGCCAACUGCAAGCUCUCCAGGGGAAGCUGGACAGCCGCUGCCAAGAGUUGUCUGCCUGCCUCGCACAGGAUGAGCAGUAUAGUCAGGAUCUUCUUCACGUGAGGCAACUGCUGUCUCAAUCGGAGCACCGACUGAAGCUGGCCCUCGGGGCUAUCGGUAACACGCCUGCGGAACGGACUCUGAACCUCAAGCUCCAGGAGGGGGCGGACGUAUCGAGCGAAACAAUCCCGAAGCUUUCCGGCCAAGCUCUGGGCUCGUUUAUGGACGUCCCCGCCGGCCAGGAGUACAUGGCGUUCUACCAGUCUAGACCGCAGACCGUUGUGACGCGAGAGCAGCGGCCAGACGGGACCUCUCAGGUGACACGCACCACCACCAGGCUCGUCUCGGCAGUCAGCACGGGGCAGACAGGUGGUCAGCCACAUCUGGGAACAGAUGGAGGCCGCCAGCCUUGGCAGCUCUCUGAAUCUUUUAGAUCUCUUACGAGCCCCGACGACAUUCAAGCAUACACAGCGAAUCUGGAGCCUCAGAGGAGGUCGGAACAGUUGACUACAGUUAGCACUGUCAGCGGCACUUGGAGUUCCGAACACGACAGUCCCAUGUGGGAGUCCUGGCAGUCCCAGCCUACAGAAGGACAUGCUCGUUUUGGCACUAGCUGGGUUGUAACACGUCACGACCGCAGUCCUUCCCCCAUGCCUUUCCUUGCAGCGGCAACGGAGAGGAACUCGACACAGGACACAACCGACACACACCCGCAGGCAGUCACGGUGACUACCGGAGAGCUUGCUCCCGUACUGAGCGGCUUACCGGGAGAGCCUAGGGUACUUCGUGACUCAUCUGUUGAUGACGAGCUCAGGGCGCUGUCAUCGCUCACCGGCAGGCAAGAACCCGCACCUGGUGAAGUCAAGCUGGUGGAGAGCGAGUUUAAGAGGGAAGUGGAACCACUGAACCUGGUGUCUUCGAGGGUCGUGCAGGACACAGAGGAGAAGAAAACUAUCGAGCUUAAGUUCCAGGAAAAAGUUCAGCUUGUUCACUACUCCUUCCAGCUUCCAUCCUUCGCGGAAUUUGUGCAAGCUCCAGAAGAGGACGUCCACGAGGUGAGGCCUCUAGACAGCUCAGACGUGGCAGGCGUUGCUGCAAGUGAAAUGCCUGGAGAGAAACAGACUACCACUGAAGUGUACAGUGUGAGGGUACAUGAAUCUGAAGUGGACACCAGGAAGUUGAUGCAGAGGAUAGGUGCACAUGAAACGGUAAGUGAUGUUGUGUCUACACAGCACAGUCAGGGUUGGACACCUGGUAGUGUCGUCGAGGGAGCUGCCAAUGUUCCUGCCAAAGCUCCAGCUGGAACUGAAAAGCCCAGUACAACAACAUCAAAGCAGGUGUCCAGUAUACACACCGUGCAGCAUCAGGAAAUGAUACUCGACAAGGUGCAGACAGGAACUGGUGAAGGCAUCACAAGCACUUUGGUUUUCCCAGCUGAUUCUGUGACUGAGACAUCUCAGUCUCAGACACGGCGUGAAGUUGUCAGCCGCACUGCUGUGACAGUUAGGCAGCUGUCACCCGGUGAAGCCUCAGCAGCUGCUGACCUCCCCCACUUAUUCCCGAACGCCAAGGCCACAAAGGAAACAGGUAAGGAAGGUGAGAAGGGGGAACCAGUGCUUGCGAGUCAGAAACCAGGCACUGUCGAGGUUGAUGCUGUGGUCAUGAAAGGUCGGGUCACCAAAUCGCCCGCUCGUGGACUCACAACAAGCACAACAGAUGUGGGCAGCACUGUUUAUGACGUAACCACCGAUCUACAGAAACUGACUAACGUGACAGCUUUCGAAGAACCAGGAAAGGCCCCGGAAAGGGCUAAUGGGCACCCAAAACACCUUGAGCUCCAAACUAAGGAAAGCCCACUCCCAUCAAUUACAGUCACCAAGACUUUGUCUGGACAGCACGAAGUUGAUUCUGGGACGCCCCCACUGUCCUCUGGAACUGGCACAGAAGCUGCCAGGAAACCUUUGCCGUCUCAGCCUGAGCAAGGCGAAAGCACUCCAUUGACAGCAAAAGAAACCGGGGAGCCGACAAGCCUAGGAGAUGACGAGCGAAAGGCAACAGGUGAUGAAGCCCCCGCUAACGGCCAACCUAAGCAUCUGAAGAAGAGUUCCAAGCAAAAGAAGAAGGACCAUUCUCCGUCUCCGGCUCCCCAAGUCCAAGACACGAAAACAUCAAGCAACCCGCUUGACAGGUUCGGCAAGAAAGUGAAAAAAUUUGCGAUGAACUUAUUCUCUGGAGACGGCAAGCAUUCUUCUGAUGUCACUCUUACAGAAGACGCCCAGAAAGAACAGCCUGUCCAGCCAGACAUUGAAACGAAGAAGAAGAAAAAAUCUAAAAAGAAAAGCAAGGCACCCCUUCCCGAGCAACCUGCUCUUGUAACACCGCCAAGGGCAGAAACUGAAAGCGACAAACAUGAUGUCACGCAACCCACACCAGUGAAGAAAACAGACGAAUCACAACCCCUUCGAGAAGGCUCCGACAGUACUCUUACCACUCCUCGAGAUAAGGCUCCGGCUGAUGUCUCCCGGCAACAUGUCAUUCUGUCUGAUGACAGUAAACAACCACACAGUGUGCCCACGUCUGUUGAGCUUGAUGCCAAAGUCCCAGCCGUGAUGCCUGGCAGUGCACAAACUCCACACGGUAUGAUGCCAGCCGUGCAGAGUGAUAAGUUGCACGGGGCGGAAACCGACCUUACAGUUCACACCAUCAGUGAUCCUUGCUUAGGCGAGGUACGCAAAGACGAAGUGCUCGCAAUGACACAACAGUCUCAUGAUCGUUCUAGCACAGUUCCUUCUUAUGUGCCUGUUUAUGCUCAGCCGUCCAUAAGUGGAAAAGAUCAGUCCCCACAAAAAUAUACUAAAGAACUGCCACUUCAGUCAGUUGAUUCCCCUAAGGCAGAACACGACAUUUCUUUGGACAAACCAGAAACAGGAAAACCUAAGGCUCCCUCCGAGGAAAGCACGCUCACUAUAAUAUAUGGAGUUCCUACUAUCACAACAACCACGAUAAUUCAGCCUUCACAAAUAGCAAGUCUCCCAAACAGUGCGCAAAUGCUGCAACCAGGCGAUAACAAGCAGCAACCAGAUUUGCAAAACAACACAGGUAUCGAUGCUUCUUCAGGGCUCCCUAAAAAAACAAGUCACCGUGACUUUACUAGUGCAGCUGCAACAAAAGCAGUCAUCAAAGAUGGCUCUAAGCCACACCUGAAAGAGGACAAACAACACCCAGGUAAGAAAAAAGAAGAAAGCCUAAAAAAGGAGACUGGCCUGGACAACCAACCUAAAGAUGACAAACAUGGCCAUGGAAAAGUUGAUGAGCCAAAAGAAAUGCCUGAAGAGCAAAGCCUCAAUAAAUAUUCUGAAGUUCUCAUCACAGAAGCAGCACAUGUCAUCAGAGAGGGUGAGCACCUCCGAGGCCCCUACAAGAAAACACUGAAUGUAAUCGACACAACCAUCCAUGGACACCAAGAAGUUUCACCGAAAGGAGAACACUUCCCAGCUACAUCCUAUUUCAGUGAGGCUGGUCUAUAUCAACAGCCUGAGCACAUAGACAGACUGAAAGAGGAAACGAUAAAAAAGCACAUCACACAGAGCAAUGUGCCAACAGACCAAGACUAUGAUGACACGCAUCUUAUUACAGAACUGACUGACAUAAUCAGGGAAUGUAGAAGAGAGCGUCCCCAACUGGGUGCAGAGACGUUUCAGAAGCCAGAAAUUGUUGACAAGGAGCCUGGCAAGAAAAAGAAGGGCAAGCCAAAGAAGCCAUCAGAUGAGCCACAUGAUUUGAAAGAACCUGAAACGGUCAUCGUCACGGAAGUGACUCGCAUCAUCAACGAAGGCGAGAAGGAGCCAGGGUUCCCAGGAGCGCCUGGUGCUGAAACGCAAGAGCCCACCAAGCUUCCAAGCAGAGAGGGCACACCUGGAAAGGAGCCCACAUCGACUAUCUUUGGCUGGAAGGAGACACCUGAGAAGCCAGAAGCUGAUGACAAGGAGCCUGGCAAGAAAAAGAAGAGCAAGCCAAGGAAGCCAUCAGAUGAGCCGCAUGACCAGAAAGAACCCGAGACAGUCAUUAUCACUGAAGUGACUCGCAUCAUCCAGGAAGCCGAGAAGGAGCCAGAGAUUGCUGGAGAACCUGGUGCCGAAACGCAAGAGCCCACCAAGCUUCCAAGCAGAGAGGGCACACCUGGAAAGGAGCCCACUCCGACUAUCUUUGGCUUGAAGGAGACACCUGAGAAGCCAGAAGCUGAUGACAAGGAGCCUGGCAAGAAAAAGAAGGGCAAGCCAAAGAAGCCAUCAGUUGAGCCACAUGACGAGAAAGAACCCGAGACAGUCAUCAUCACUGAAGUGACUCGCAUCAUCAAGGAAGGCGAGGAGUUGCUAGGGUUCCCUGGUGAGCCUGGAGCUGACACACAAGAGCCAGCAAAGCUUCCAAGCAGAGAGGGCACACCUGGAAAGGAGCUCAGUCCGACCAUCUUUGGCUUGAAGGAGACACCUGAGAAGCCAGAAGCUGAUGACAAGGAGCCUGGCAAGAAAAAGAAGGGCAAGCCAAAGAAGCCAUCAGAUGAGCCACAUGACCAGAAACAACCUGAAACUGUGAUCAUCACUGAAGUGACUCGCAUCAUCAAGGAAGGCGAGAAGUUGCUAGGGUUCCCUGGCGAGCCUGGAGCUGACACACAAGAGCCAGCAAAGCUUCCAAGCAGAGAGGGCACACCUGGAAAGGAGCUCAGUCCGACUAUCUUUGGCUUGAAGGAGACACCUGAGAAACCUGAAGCUGACGACAAGGAGCCUGGCAAGAAAAAGAAGGGCAAGCCAAAAAAGCCAUCAGAAGAGCCGCAUGACCAGACGGAAGCUGAAAAGGUCAUCAUCACCGAAGUGACUCGCAUCAUCAAGGAAAGCAAGAAGGAGCCAGAGUUCCCUGGAGAACCUGGCGCUGAAACGCAAGAGCCCACCAAGCUUCCAAGCAGAGAGGGCACACCUGGAAAGGAGCCCACAUCGACUAUCUUUGGCUGGAAGGAGACACCUGAGAAGCCAGAAGCUGAUGACAAGGAGCCUGGCAAGAAAAAGAAGGGCAAGCCAAGGAAGCCAUCCGAUGAGCCACAUGACCAGCAAGAACCUGAAACGGUCAACAUCACUGGAGUUACUCGCAUCAUCGAGGCAGGCAAAAAGUUGCUAGGGUUCCCAGGAGAGCCUGGAGCUGACACUCAAGAGCCAGCCAAGCUUCUGAGCAGAGAGGGCACACCUAGAAAGGAGCUCAGUCCGACUAUCUUUGGCUGGAAGGAGACUCCUGAGAAGCCAGAAGCUAAUGACAAGGAGCCUGGCAAGAAAGUCAAGCCAGAGAAGCCAUCAGAUGAGCCACAUGACCAAAAAGAACCCGAGGCAGUCAUCAUCACUGAAGUGACUCGCAUCAUCCAGGAAGGCGAGAAGGAGCCAGAGUUCCCUGGAGAACCUCGUACCGAAACACAAGAGCCCACCAAGCUUCCAAGCAGAGAGGGCACACCUGGAAAGGAGCUCAGUCCAACUAUCUUUGACUGGAAGGAGACACCUGAGAAGCCUGAAGCUGACGACAAGGAGCCUGGCAAGAAAAAGAAGGGCAAGCCAAGGAAGCCAUCAGAUGAGCCGCAUGACCAGAAGGACGCUGAAACGGUCAUCAUCACGGAAGUGACUCCCAUCAUCAAGGAAAGCGACAAGGAGCCAGUGUUCCCUGGAGAACCUGGCGCCGAAAUGCAAGAGCCUGCCAAGUUUCCAAGCACAGAGGGCACACCUGGAAAGGAGAUCAGUCCGACUAUUCUUGGCUGGAAGCAGACACCUGAGAAGCCAGAAGCUGAUGACAAGGAGCCUGGCAAGAAAAAGACGCGCAAGCCGAAGAAGCCAUCUGAUGAGCCUCUUGACCAGGAAGAGCCUGAAACUGUGAUCAUCACUGAAGUGACUCGCAUCAUCAAGGAAGGCGAAAAGUUGCUAGGGUUCCCUGGCGAGCCUGGAGCUGACACACAAGAGCCAGCAAAGGUUCCAAGCAGAGAGGGCACACCUGGAAAGAAGCUGAGUCCGACUAUCUUUGGCUGGAAGGAGACACCUGAGAAGCCCGAAGCUGAUGACAAGGAGCCUGGCAAGAAAAAGAAGAGCAAGCCAAGGAAGCCAUCAGAUGAGCUGCAUGACCAGAAAGAGCCUGAAACGGUCAUCAUUACUGAAGUGACUCGCAUCAUCAAGGAAGGCCAGAAGGAACCAGGAUUCCCAGGAGAGCCUGGAGCUGAAAUGCAAGAGCCCACCAAGAUUCCAAGCAGAGAGGGCAUACCUGGAAAGGAGCCCACAUCGACUCUCUUUGGCUGGAAGGAGACUCCUGAGAAGCCAGAAGCUAAUGACAACGAGCCUGGCAAGAAGGGCAAGCCAGAGAAGCCAUCAGAUGAGCCACAUGACCAGAAAGAACCUGAAACGGUCCCCAUCACUGGAGUAACUCGCAUCAUCGAGGCAGGCAAGAAGUUGCUAGGGUUCCCAGGAGAGCCUGGAGCUGACACUCAAGAGCCAGCCAAGCUUCCGAGCAGAGAGGGCACACCUGGAAAGGAGCCGACAUCGACUAUCAUUGGCUGGAAGGAGACACCUGAGAAGCCAGAAGCUGAUGACAAGGAGCCUGGCAAGAAAAAGAAAGGCAAGGCAAUGAAGCCAUCACAUGAGCCACAUGACCAGAAAGAACCUGAGACAGUCAUCAUCACUGAAGUGACUCGCAUCAUCCAGGAAGGCAAGAAGGAGCCAGUGUUCCCUGGAGAACCUGGAGCUGACACACAAGAGCCAGCAAAGCUUCCAAGCAGAGAGGGCACACCUGGAAAGGAGCUCAGUCCGACUAUCUUUGGCUGGAAGGAGACACCUGAGAAGCCAGAAGCUGAUGACAAGGAGCCUGAGAAGAAAAAGAAGAGCAAGCUAAGGAAGCCAUCCGAUGAGCCACAUGACUUGAAAGAACCUGAAACGGUCAUCAUCACUGAAGUGACUCGCAUCAUCAAGGAAGGCGAGAGGGAGCCAGAGUUUCCUGGAGAACCUGGUGCCGAAACGCAAGAGCCCAUCAAGCUUCCAAGCAGAGAGGACACACUUGGAAAGGAGGCUAGUCCGAGUAUCUUUGGCUGGAAGGAGACACCUGAGAAGCCAGAAGCUGAUGACAAGGAGCCUGGCAAGAAAAAGAAGGGCAAAUCGAAGAAGCCAUCAGAUGAGCCGCAUGACCAGAAAGAUCCCGAAACAGUCAUUACUGAAGUGACUCGCAUCACCCAGGAAGGCGAGAAGGAGCCAGAGUUCCCUGGAGAAAUUGGUGCCGAAACGCAAGAGCCCGCCAAGAUUCUAAGCAGAGAGGGCACACCUGGAAAAGAACCCAGUCUGACUAUCUUUGGCUGGAGGGAGACACCUGAGAAGCCAGAAGCUGAUGACAAGGAGCCUGGCAAGAAAAAGAAGGGCAUGCCAAAGAAGCCAUCUGAUGAGCCACAUGACUUGAAAGAACCUGAAACGGUCAUCAUCACUGAAGUGACUCGCAUCAUCAAGGAAGGCAAGAAGGAGCCAGAGUUUCCUGGAGAACCUGGUGCCGAAACGCAAGAGCCUGCCAAGAUUCUAGGCAGAGAGGGCACAGCUGGAAAGGAGCCCACAUCGACUAUCUUUGGCUGGAAAGAGACACCUGAGAAGCCAGAAGCUGAUGACAAGGAGCCUGGAAAGAAAAAGAAGGGCAAACCAAUGAAGCCAUCAGAUGAGCCGCAUGACCAGAAAGAUCCCAAAACGGUCAUCACUGAAAUGACUCGUAUCGUCCUGGAAGGCGAGAAAUUGCCAGGGUUCCCAGGAGAGGCUGGAGCUGAAACGCAAGAGCCCACCAAGAUUCUAAGCAGAGAGGGCGCUCCAAGAGAGGAGUCAACUGUGAUUCUUUCUGACUUGGAAAAGAGCCUCGGGGAGCCAGAGUGUAAGAAGGAGCUUGCCAGGAAAGUUAAGGCAACAGACAUUCUAGAUGAGGAGAGUAGCACCCAAGCAGGCAUCACCACUGAUGUAUCUUGCAUCGUCAAGGAAGGCGAAAAGGGGUUUGCAGUACCUGCAGCACCUUCAGCUUUUAUAAGUGAACCCAGUAAUCGUCAAAGUGAAGAAGGCACACAAGAGGAGGUUGAAGGAAAAGGAAUUGAUGAACGACAAAGCCAAGGCUGGUUUUCUAGCUUGGUAGCUGUCGCGAAAAGCAUUACGUCUUGGGACAGCACUGAUGAUCAGGUUGAUCCUGCUGCACGAAACAUUGUUGAUUCUGAUCGAAGUCCUGUGCAGGUUUCACUUGAAUCAGACAUUCUGGAUGACAAGUCAGAGCCACAGGUUAGUGUUCAUCUUGACGCAACGCCGCAGUCCUUUGAUGGGUUUGAGCGUGCUGUGCCUUCGGCUCCUAUUGAACCCGAGACCAGUUUCCUUGAAGCAUUGCGACCAGGUCAACAAGCCCCAUUUGAACCCAGGUUUAGUGAAGGACUUCAAUCCUUCAAUAGAGAUGUACCAAGCACAGCUGUGGGAGAUUCCAGAAUUGUUGCAGAGCAACCCCAUCCAUCUGACAUUUCUAGCGAGCACGAUGAUAAUAUGUCAAUUUAUUCUACUGGAACUGACGACUCGUUUUCUGUGUUGCAUAGUCAUCGGCCCUACGAUGAGCCAAAGGCAGCCAAGGGCCGGCAGAAGAAGCACAAACAAAGGCAAAAGGGUGAAACCUUUCUCGUGGCCUCAGCGGUGUCAAGUCAUGCGGGCAGACGGUCAGCGUCUAAAUCGCCAUCGCCUCCAUCAGAGCGUGGUGGGCCUUCCACGUAUCGAGACAGUCGAAAGAAGACCGACAGUAGUCAAAGUCCUCCACCACCAGGCUUCAUACCAGAUGUAUUGGGUAAGGCAUCAGCCACUCAGUGGGUUCCAGAGGAUUCUGCUUUUGGCACCUCCUUAGUUGAGCGUCGCCGUCGAGAUGUUGUUGACUACACAGUUCAGACACCAGCUCCAGAAAGGUCAGCUCAAGCUAGUGCUGAGAAGGUUGAUGAAUUAGUCAAAGCUGAUACUACCACAUCUCACAGCAUACCACCUCUGCCUGGACAACAGUCAAGCAUGGGCCAAAUGCUGUACAGUUGGAUACCCAGUUUUGGGGCUGUACCACAGACAAGAGAGGCUCCCGUAGUUAAAAGGCAGUUCAACAAAUUUAGCGAUGACGGCAAACAGGAAGCUGCGGAGCUCCAUCGUGGAGAUGGCAGCGAACAGCCAGCCGAGGCGGCCACACGCUUUUCAGCUGACAUCACAGAAGGAAGGCUGAUAGAAUCGCCAACAUCAUCUGGUGUGGACACUGAAGGACCUUUGCCUGAAUGGCUUAUCGAUCCCAAAUGGCCUUCACGGAUGACUACCGUCAUGAUACUGGUCUUCCGCCAGAUCUUCAUAAUUGAGAGGCUCUUGAGGGAAGCGUCUUCCCUCCGAGGCAACGAAAGGCAUCAAAAGAUACAGGAAGCGCAACAGCACAUUGACGGCGUGUCUCAACAGCUGUAUGACGAAGAGGUGUGUCAGAUUUUGGAGCUCUACCAUUUGGAACACCCAGAGAUGGCAAGGCAUUAUAGGGAACUGUCAGAUCAACUUCAGCAGCUCGCACGCCAGCUUGACUCAACGGAGUCACAAGCACCUCAAGCAGAAUCACUAAAGCUUGGCAUGGAUGAACAAAGCAUGCAAUUCUGGCUCGGCCUAGAAUCUCUUCACGUGUGGAUCAGUGAUUUGCAAAGACUGCUGAGUGUCCACCUUGACGCACUCAGCAACCCCGUUGUGCUCAAGACCUGCUUCAGGAGCUGAGGCAACUUGUGGCUGAAACUGCAUCUCGGGAAGCUCAACUGGCAGACCUGGAGGCCCAGUCGCGGCUGCUGUCACCCGAUGCCAACCGAGAGGCUCUGGAGAGGUUUGCCCUCCUCCAAAGCGAACUUGGCAAUGUGUACAGCCUCUUGGAAGAGCGAGCCCGUGCCAUUGAGGACCGUCUCCAGACGGUUGAGCGAGACAGGAAGGAACAAGAACAGUUACUGACCUCCGCCACUGAGGAAACUCUCCCAAGACGGCAGUUCAUUCAGGAACUAAACCAGUCCUUGCAAGACCACGAGUGUGCCGUGCUCAAGCUACUAAGAAGCCCGGAAUCAGUGCCCCAGCAGGACACCGAGGACACUCCAACAACCGAACAAGUCCUGCAAGAAGUGCACCGUGCAAGCCAGCCCUCCACAGACACCGCUACACCAUCCUCUUGGCUCGACGAAGCGCCAUCAGACUCAAGCCCAGAGUCCUUGCACAAUACGUGGACCCAGAUUGUCUCCAACCUGCGGGAGUUAGAAGAAGAUCCUGACAUCGAACCACAGAGGUUCCG
This is a messenger RNA of Dermacentor silvarum, 13047 nucleotides long. RefSeq names its product titin-like. Bases 1512 to 12491 code for a protein of 3659 amino acids. The transcript is spliced from 22 exons. Gene Ontology annotation, biological process: nuclear migration. Gene Ontology annotation, molecular function: actin filament binding. Gene Ontology annotation, cellular component: cytoplasm; nuclear outer membrane; meiotic nuclear membrane microtubule tethering complex. The record is from RefSeq and is a predicted model, not a curated record. NCBI's taxonomy places the organism in Eukaryota, Metazoa, Arthropoda, Arachnida, Ixodida, Ixodidae.